CAGCCGCCACUGCCCACCGCCGCCACGACGUCGACGGCCGUGUCAGCUCUGCCGGGUCAAGGCCAGAAGGGCGGCAUGCUGGAGAGCAUUCUGACGCUGCUCGUCGAGGAGGUGCGGGAGCUGAAGAAGUCCAACCAGGACCUGCACAAGGAGGUGGUGCUGCUGCGCGAGAAGCAGGAGCAGACCGACGAAAAGGUCGAGCGCAUCACCCAGGCCGCACCAGAAAGGCUCCUUUGUCAUCGACGACAUCAGGAAGCCCUUUAUAGCGAUGCAGGUCCCGGACAUGAGCACCAUGCGCGGCUGGGGCACGCUGCCGUGCGGGCUCGGGAUGCCCCAGAUCAUCUCCGCCAACCGCGUCUUCUGCUCCGUUGUCCAGCUGCCGCUCCAUCAACUCGUCGGCAGCCCGUUCUCCGCCGUGUGCCGAAACGAGACGAACAAGGGGAAUGGCGGGGUCGCCGUGAGCGAUCCGAUCGACGCGACCUGCACCAACCGCACGCCCACCGGCAAGGUGCGCAACCUCAAGACCCGUCUGCAGAUCUUCUACGGACCCGACGGCCAGAUGAAGUGGCUCGUGUCGGUCUUCGAUUCGAUGGUGGAGCACUCGAGCGAACACGAGCCGGCGACCAUCACGUUCCCCUCGCCGCUGCUGUCGUGUCUCGCCGAGGAGGAUUCUUGCACCGGCGACGUCUACUCGACGACAGCGACGCGGCCCGACCACCUCUUCCUCCCUUCCUCUCCCGCGCAGUCGUCAUCUCCUUCGCCCUCUUCGCCCUUUUCGUCGUCGUCGUCGUCUUCGUCGGCCUCACCACUGCCCUCGGCGGGCGCGGGCACGUCGUCUCUUCUUCCGGUCGGGACCACUCCGCCGCCCGUCUUCUCGUCGAUGAUCUCGGUCGGGGGCUACCACACCAUCCCCGGCCUCUUCCACGACGACGAGCGAUUCCAGUUGAUGGAAGAGGACAACGAGAACGACAAUGA
Messenger RNA from Acanthamoeba castellanii str. Neff, 975 nucleotides. RefSeq lists its product as uncharacterized. The annotation marks the transcript as partial. NCBI's taxonomy places the organism in Eukaryota, Discosea, Longamoebia, Acanthamoebidae. The record is from RefSeq and is a predicted model, not a curated record. The transcript is spliced from 6 exons.